GUGUUAUUUAGGUAUUAAUAUUAGAUCAGUGUUGUUGGAUUACUAGUAAUAUAUUGACAAAUACAAUUGCGUGUAUUUACUCGUUAGAAAUUCUAUCUCUAUACAAAUGUAAAGCACUUAACGAAGUAGACAUGUCUAUAAUAAAAGGUUUCCACGAAUUACGAAUUAUGGACUGUCGAUUCUCUAGUUUAGGGAAUAUGUUUUUGAAAAAUUUAUCAAAGAAGCCUAAAAUUAGAGAAAUUUAUUUCCAACACUAUCUCACCACAUAUUUUCCUGAAAAACAUCGUCGUGAACUAGAAAUAUCAUCUGGAUCGAGAAGGUUAAAACAUUCCUACAUUAAGGACCAUGACGACAUUCCUCUUUGGAAUGAAAACGUCUUACGUUCUUAUUUUGGAAGUAACGUGAAUACUAAUGAAAUGUAUAACCAUUGUAAUAGUCUUUCUGAUAGAAGUACGGAACGUUAUACACAUUCCAACUAUAUUGAAGAUAAUUAUCAUUUUGAGAGUGUACUGUACAAGAGACCGUAUAAUGAAUGUACCUGUGAAUAUAAUUCAACGACUGGACUUGCAGUUGCCAAUGUAAAAUCUGAAAUCAACCAUGACGAUAGAAUGGAUCAAUAUGUUUGUAAAGAUGAUAUUUUGUAUACACUCGAUCCAGCAUGUUUUACACAUGAAUUAGAAAAUGCUAAUAAAAGUGAAAAAGAUAUCGCUAUAGAAGAACUUAUAGAUCCAAGUUAUUGUAGACGUACACGACGCAGGGUUCAAGCUUGGUGUGGAUACGCAAAAGUGAGGAAACAUAUGGCAACAAGUAUACGCGAAGAUGAAUAUUUUAGUAACUACAAUAAUGUGAGUUUAACAAAAAUUUCGCUUAGAGGAUGUAAUAGUAUAACCGAUGCAACAUUACAACAUUUAACCCAUUUACAUUUAUUGUUGCUGGACGUAACAGGAACCAAUGUAACUACUGAAGGUCUUAUCAAAUUUGCUAUUGACAAUGUUCAGUGCAGGAUUAUACACGAAACUAUGUGCACAUGCCUACCAACCCUUCAUUUUUAAAAAUAAAAAAUAAUGUUAUAAUUAAUUGCAUAUUUUAUAAUAAUUUUGUUAAUAAAAAAAUAAAAGUAAUUAGCAGCAUAAUAACAAGUAUUAGAGUUAGAUAAAAGAUUUAUUAAACAAUCUUGUAAAAACUGAAUAUCCUAAUAAAGUAUAAAUACUAAAUUUGAA
Onthophagus taurus is the source of this 1220-nucleotide messenger RNA. NCBI's taxonomy places the organism in Eukaryota, Metazoa, Arthropoda, Insecta, Coleoptera, Scarabaeidae. The record is from RefSeq and is a predicted model, not a curated record.